Molecule: messenger RNA, 1881 nt
Organism: Plasmodium gallinaceum
Lineage: Eukaryota; Apicomplexa; Aconoidasida; Haemosporida; Plasmodiidae
Gene: LRR8
Product: leucine-rich repeat protein, putative
Exons: 5
Coding region: 1-1881 (626 amino acids)
Molecular function (GO): protein binding
Source: RefSeq, a predicted model, not a curated record
AUGUUUAAUAAUGAAAAAAUGAGUGAAACAAAAGAAGAAUAUAAAGAAGAUAAAAAAAAUUAUUUAAAUUAUGAAAAAAGGGAAGAUAUAAAUAAUAAAAUAUUCUACAAUACAAUAGCAGAAAAUGAUUAUAAAAAUAUAAGCACAAAUAUAAUAAAUGAAAAAAUGUUAAUUGAGGAAAUAGAGAAGUGUAACAAUGUAAAAAAAAAUAAUAUUAUUGAUGAAUUUUACCAUGUUAAAAAUUUAUCUCUAGAAAAUAGAAAAAUAUUAUUGAUACAGAAUAUUAACCUUUUAAAAAAUUUAGAGGAGUUAUAUUUAGAUAAUAAUUUAAUAGAAGAAUUAGAGAAUUUAGAUGAAUUAGUUAAUUUAAAGAUAUUAAGCGUUUCAAAUAACAAUAUAGAAGAAAUUAAAAAUUUAGAUAAUUUAAUAAAUUUAUCAGAGCUAAAUUUACAUAAUAACAAAAUUAAAAAAAUUGAAAAUUUAAAUUGUAAUAAAAAUUUAAAAAUUCUGAUAUUAAGUAAAAAUUGUAUAGAAAAUUUAGAAAAUAUAUUUUAUUUAAGGUGUUUAGAAAAAAUAAGAUUUUUAAAUUUAAUUGAUAAUCCUAUAUGUAAUAUAAAAAAUUUAUCAUUUUAUAUUAUUUCUAAUUUAAAAAAUAUUAAGUAUUUUAAUAAUGAAAUACUUACUAUUAAAAAUUCACAAAUAGAGAAAAAUAACAUUGAUAAUAAAACAUAUGAAGAAACAAAGGAAAUUAAAAAUAUUCAUUUAAGUAAUAAUAUAAAUGAUACAAAUGAUUAUGAAAAAAAGCUUUUUGAAGCACAUUUAUAUGAUAUAACUAUUUUGUCUAAUUCACUAUUUGAUGAAAAAAAAGAACCAGUAGUUUUAUUUAAAAUAGAUAAUUAUUUAAAAAUAAAAGAGGAUUACUUACAAAAUAUUCAAAAUAUAAAUUCAGAAAUAAUUAAUAAAAUAUUAAUAUUAAAUGAAGAAAGAAAAAAAUCUUCUGAUGAAUUUGAAAAUGAAGUUGAAAACUUUAUUUCAAAAAGUAUGUUGGAAAAUAUUAGUGCAUAUAAGAAAUUAAAAGAAAGAGCAAAAAAAGUUAUACGAGAUAUAUUAAAUUUUUUAAAUUUAAAAGAAGGAAUUAAAAAUAUGAUGAUUAAAAAAUGUCCUGAUUAUUACAAGAAAAGAUUAGAGAUAAAUGAAAAUAAAGAUUUAAAUGAUACAUUUAAAAAUGGAAUUAAAGGCAUAUGGAAAAAUUUGAAUUUAAAUUUUGAUAUGCUCAUUUUUAAUGAACACCAAGAAGGCAACGAAUGUGAAAAAAAUGAUAAUAUUUCUAACAAAAAUGAAAACAUAAAUAUUUUUGUUCAAAAAGAUAAUUAUAUAAUUUUAAAAAAUUACAUUGAAAAUAAUAUUGAAGAAAAUUUUUUUUUUAGAGAUAAAUUAAUAAAUGAAGAAUUAAUGAAUAUAGUUUCAUUAAAUAAUUUCAUAGAGAAAUUUAAAUUGAAUAUUUCAAAAAUAAUAAAAGUUAUAAAUGACAAUAUUUAUGAUUAUUUUAGAAAAUUAGAAGAUUUAGAGCAGUCUUAUAAUUCUAAAAUUCUUAACUUCUUUUCAGAAGUUAAAAAUAAUAACAAUGAUCAACCUACUAUAAUUUUCAAAGAAGAAGAGAUAAAUGAGUAUUAUAUUUAUAAAGGUUACAGAUCUAAUGUAUUAAAUAAUUUAGAGGAUAUUAUUUCAAACAAUUAUCAUAAAUCUAGUAGUUUUUUAGUUGAAGAAAAAAAAAAGUAUUUAUUUUUGAAAUCAAGAGAAAGAAUAGUAGAAGUUGAAAAUAUUGUAGAUAUGUUUAAUGAUUUAUUUUAUUCAUAUUUAUACAUACUACAUGUUAAAUAA